CUGGUUUGAAUAUAACAUUGUGGACAUAUGAAUUAUACCAAAUGCGUUAAGUUUAAAGCUGAAUAAUGGAGAUAAAGGCUAAAAACGUUCUUUUGAAAAUAGUACUAUUGCUUUCCUUCGGAUGUUGUCUGUGCGGUGGUACCCAAUGCGAUUCCAACUGCAUUGACUGUGACACCAGUGAUUCCUCUGGAUCAUGUCGUAAAUGCCGAGACGGUUUCUAUCCAAUCCAGUUUAAUUGUCAACCUUGCACUUAUCCAAAUUGCAGAACGUGUUCUAAUCCAUCAUAUUGUGACUUAUGCAAAGACGGUUUUUGGGGUGAAACCUGUGAUGCAGAUUGUGCAGAAGGGUGUGUUGAUGGAAUAUGCAAUACUUCUAACGGUUUUUGUUCCUGUCUAACGAACUAUUACGGAACUAAAUGCGAUGGUCAAUGUUCAGACAAUUGCGUACCUUUCACUUGCUUUGGUGAUACUGGUAAUUGUGUAUGUAAACAAGGUUAUUUUGGGGCAUCAUGUCGCUCACAAUGUGGUAAGGAUUGCGCCGAUUGUAUAAAUGUCACUUCAUGUUCAUUGUGUGAAACAGGAACGUUCGGUGAUACGUGUCAAAUAUAUUGUCAAUGUGAUGGCAAUGCAUGUGAUAUUGUGACCGGAAUGUGUCUCCAUUGUGGAACAGACUGUUUGUCUUGCAAAAAUAACGUGUGCACUUCAUGUGUUACUGGAAAAUAUGGAAGUCGAUGUAAGCACACGUGCUCGUCUACUUGCUAUGAUGUGUGUGACAUUCAAGGGAGUUGUCAGUCGUGUGUGUCAGGGUAUUAUGGUCAUCAAUGUGAAUUUCAAUGCAACUGCACGUUCGGGUGCGAUCAACUUCAAGGCCACUGUUUGAAUGAAGCCUGUCCAAUCAACUGUAAUAUUACCUGUGAUGAUAAUUCUCAUACAUGUUACUCAUGUAAUCGUGGUUAUCACGGACCAUAUUGCAACUUAACGUGUCCUGGUAAAUGUGCUGAAUCACAUUGUUAUACAAAUGGCAGCUGUUUGUCCUGUGUAUCGGGAUAUUACGGUAACAGUUGCAACAUGGAAUGUCAACAGAACUGUGAAAAUAAUAGAUGUCGUCAGAAUGAUGGAUUGUGUAUGUUCUGCCCUGCAAACUGUGUAUCAUGUGAGUCCAACACCACUUGUUCGCUUUGCCAAGACUCUAAAUAUGGAGAAAUCUGCCAUUUUUCUUGCAACGAGGAAUGUACAGAUAAAAUGUGCAAUAUCAAAGGUGUAUGUUAUAAUUGUUCUUCGUUAUCUGCUUUUGGUAGUUACUGCAAUUUAACGUGUAAUCAUAAUUGUUUUUUGUCUACUUGUGAUAGAAAUACAGGUGCUUGUAGUAACUGUAAAAAUAACUCAGUGUUUGGAAUGUUUUGCAAUGAAACAUGUAGUCCGUAUUGUCUUAGAAACGAAUGUAACCGAGAGAGUGGCGUUUGUUUAAACCGAUGCAGUGAUGGCUACUUUGGAACUAAAUGUGAUCAGGAAUGUUCUCAAGGAUGCCGAAAUAAUUCAGGAACAAUAUGUGAUCCAGAAGGUACAUGUCUUGGAGGAUGCACUGAAGGAUACCUUAGCAAAAGAUGCAAAUCAGAAGGCCGUAACCAGCAAACUGAAGAAACUAACUCCGGUUCUGUGAUCGGUGGAGCGGUUGGUGGUGUGCUUGGCGUGUGUGUUGUCAUAGCGCUGGUGAUGGUUUUCCUGGUAUUGAAGAAAAAAGGGAUUAUCUGGAAGGAGAGCAAGAAGACGUAUGAGGAUAUGUCACCAGGAAGAAGCCAAGAUGAACCCUACACAACAUUGGCAGCUGCGAGCACGACCGAGUACGAAAUACCCGUUUCGGAGCCAAGGUCCGAGCUGACCAUCGAAGGUGAAGACAACAGGGUGUAUUACAAUGAUGAGAGGGCCUACUACAAGAAUAUCGGGGGAAAUGUUCAUAAAACAUGAACAUGUACACAAACAGAUAGAGCACAUGUGUUUAUAGUAUGUUUCCACCGGUGUAUAUGUUUACAACCGCUUACUUAUUGUAUCAGCGCUAUGUUUGGUUUAGAUUUAACUGCAUUACGAGGUAAUCCAUGUACACUGCACAAAUUAUAAAAAGUCAUUAAAAACAAAUUGUAGGUCUACACGAACGACUCGUUCCAACAUUUGUAUUAUAUACCUCAUGCUGUGACUUUUAAAGUUUUUCAUGCAAAGAUAGUCUCAUAGUCUCAUUCUUCUGUAAUGUGCAGAGUUAUGGGGACUGAAGUAUAUGCAAAGUAUUGAAGCUGUACAUGAUUAUGCUUGAACAAGAUAUCUGAUGGUUCCUCCUAGUGGUUGUAAUGAUGCAGUUUUAGCUGACUUAGUCAGAUACCCUAUUAAUAUCAUGUCUGCUAGUUUUAUAAAUACGAAGAAUGAUAGAUAUGUUAAAAAACGUUAAGAUAUAUGUUUUUACUAUGAUAAUAUUGGUUUUUG
Messenger RNA from Mya arenaria, 2471 nucleotides. RefSeq names its product multiple epidermal growth factor-like domains protein 10. The coding region runs from base 66 to 1964 and encodes 632 amino acids. The record is from RefSeq and is a predicted model, not a curated record. The transcript is spliced from 5 exons. Lineage: Eukaryota; Metazoa; Mollusca; Bivalvia; Myida; Myidae.